Molecule: messenger RNA, 404 nt
Organism: Hibiscus syriacus
Lineage: Eukaryota; Viridiplantae; Streptophyta; Magnoliopsida; Malvales; Malvaceae
Exons: 1
Coding region: 116-322 (68 amino acids)
Source: RefSeq, a predicted model, not a curated record
CUUCUGUUUAUGCUUGUUUGAUUCUUCAAUAUUUGUGUCAACUCUUGGCACUUGAGGAGCUCCUCCAUUCAUAUCCAGGAAGUCGAAAACAUUAAUUUGAAGCCAUAUAUAGAAAAUGAAUGACUGGGCUGCUCCACUUAUAGCAGCAGGGCUGUUUGCAUUUCUUUCACCUGGUUUACUGCUGCAAAUCCCUGGGAAGCAUCACCCCAUUGAUUUUAUGAACAUGAAGACUAGUGCGGCCGCCAUUUUUGUUCAUGCAGUUCUCUAUGCUUUGUUCCUCAUCUUGUUCCUUGUUGUUCUUCAUGUCCGCCUGUAUAUCUAAAACAACAAACAGGGUUCCUUUUUGUUCUUCGUUUUGUUACUGUGUUGUUUGUAAGUUCUAAUCUGUUGUGUGAGCACAUGAA